Molecule: messenger RNA, 4506 nt
Organism: Talaromyces atroroseus
Lineage: Eukaryota; Fungi; Ascomycota; Eurotiomycetes; Eurotiales; Trichocomaceae
Product: Phospholipid-transporting ATPase DNF1
Exons: 4
Coding region: 1-4506 (1501 amino acids)
Biological process (GO): phospholipid translocation
Cellular component (GO): plasma membrane
Molecular function (GO): ATP hydrolysis activity; magnesium ion binding; ATPase-coupled intramembrane lipid carrier activity
Source: RefSeq, a predicted model, not a curated record
AUGUCUGGAGCUCAGCCAAACGACGGUGGCGAAGGAAAUGACAAUUCCUUGCGGCCAAUUAACAGUGACAUCUCGAAGCCAACAAAAAGACAACGUUGGGCCACCCGGCGCAUGGGAAAUUCGAGCGGCCUGAAGAAACGGGUCUCCAUCGUCGAUCGCUUUCACAAACGAGAUGUUUCUGGCGCGGAAAAACGAAACUCGGCUGGAAGUAGCACUGACGAUGGCGAAACCCCAGCCGUCCAGCCCGCGCGGCGCAUAUAUUUCAACAUGCCCAUACCCGACAGUGAACGCGACGAGGAUGGCAAUUUGAAGAUUGACUUCCCGCGAAAUAAAAUUCGUACCGCGAAGUAUACGCCACUUUCUUUCGUGCCCAAAAACCUAUGGUUCCAGUUUCAAAACAUCGCAAACUUGUAUUUCUUGUUUAUCAUCGUUCUAGGCUUCUUUCCUAUCUUCGGUGUCACCGAUCCUGGCUUGAACGCCACGCCCCUGAUUGUCAUUCUUGUCUUGACAGCGAUUAAAGACGCCAUUGAGGACUGGCGACGUACAAUGCAGGAUAACCAGCUGAAUAAUUCUCCCGUCUAUCGACUGACCGAUUGGACCAACGUCAAUGCAGUUGAAGAGCAUGUCUCUUCGUGGCGCCGUUUCAAGAAGGCCUGUACGCGCACUGUAGUCUCUAUUUACCGAUCGAUGAAGAAAUCCAAGAACAAGGAUCCCGUGGAUGAUGAGGCAAAUGUUGAGGACGACAGGCGGAUUUCCAUGGCAACCUAUCGCCAAUCCGUGUACUCUAUGCGACAAUCUUACGGCCCCGAAGACGCUAUCCAAAUGACCCCAGUAUCAUCUCCACAUCCGCACAGUGACAGCCAGGGAAUCGCAUGGCCUGAUGGUCCGAAUGAUGCAAAUAAAAACAUACAGACCGGUAAGGCGGUGCGGGACAGUGUUGCUCCCGGUGGGAAGAGGGCCGGCACUGUUGUGGACCCCUUAAAACAGACCGCCGGGACGGCGCGCUUCAAACGAGAUCACUGGAAGAGUGUGAAAGUUGGCGAUUUCGUUCGACUGUACAAUGGGGACGAGAUCCCAGCUGAUAUUGUCGUUCUCUCCUCUUCCGACCCUGAUGGAGCCUGUAAUAUCGAAACUAAGAACUUGGAUGGCGAGACGAAUCUGAAAGUACGACAAGCGCUUCAGUGUGGACGUCUAGUCAAGCACGCUCGAGAUUGUGAAAAGUCCUCCUUCUUUAUCGAGAGCGAGGCUCCCAAUGCAAAUCUUGAACACUAUAACGCGGCCAUCCGAUGGCAGCAGCGAGACGAGGCAGAUCCAAACGGCCCUCUUAAGGAUAGAGUGGAGCCCAUCGGCGUCAAUAACCUACUUCUCCGUGGCUGCAGUCUCCAGAAUACCGAAUGGAUUCUAGGCGUCGUUGUUUUCACCGGUCCCGAGACAAAGAUUAUGCUGAACUCUGGAAGUACUCCCAGUAAAAGACCGGCACUUGCUCGGCAGAUGAAUUACAAUGUUAUUCCCAACUUCGUUAUUCUCUUUGCUCUGUGUUUGGUCAACGGUAUUGCCAAUGGCAUAUUCUGGUCUCAACAAGGCUCUUGGACCUUCUUUGAAUAUGGCUCCUACGGCGGUACUCCACCAGUGGAAGGUAUCGUCGCGUUUUUUGCGGGACUUAUCUUGUACCAGACCUUCGUGCCUAUAUCUCUUUAUAUCACUCUGGAAAUUAUUCGGUCUUGCCAGGCACUGUUCAUUUUGUAUGACUUGGAAAUGGUCUACGAACGCCUCGGCACGGGCUGUGUCCCUCGGUCGUGGAACAUCUCUGAUGACGUUGGCCAGAUUGAGUAUAUUUUCUCAGACAAAACCGGAACUCUGACACAGAAUGUUAUGGAGUUCAAGAAGUGUACCAUCAAUGGUGUUUCGUAUGGCGAAGCUUACACUGAAGCGCAGCUAGGCAUGCAGCGUCGCGAAGGUCUCGAUGUUGAAGCGGAGGCUGCCAAGGCUCGCCAGGCAAUCGCAGAGGCCAGAGUGCGCACGCUACAGCUUUUCAGAGAGAUCCACGACAAUCCAUAUCUGAUCGAUGACAAGCUGACCUUUGUCUCACCUGACUUUGCAACCGAUCUUGCUGAUCAAUCGAAUCGCGAUCAAGCGCAGGCUAUUGAAAGCUUCAUGGUUGCUCUCGCUCUCUGUCACACUGUCAUUACCGAGCAUACCCCCGGUGAUCCGCCGCAGAUAGAAUUUAGGGCCCAGUCCCCCGACGAAGCAGCUCUGGUCGCCACUGCUCGUGACUGUGGCUUUACCGUGUUGGGCAGGAAUGACGAUGACUUGAUUGUUAACGUCUUGGGCGAAGAGCGUGCAUACACUGUCCUCAAUCUAUUAGAAUUCAACUCAACAAGGAAACGAAUGAGCGCAAUCAUUCGCAUGCCCGAUGGUACCAUUCGACUUUUUUGCAAGGGUGCAGACAGCGUCAUUUACAAACGACUUGCGCGUGGCCAGCAGCAAGCCCUUCGAAAGACUACUGCUAAUCAUCUCGAAGAAUUUGCUCGAGAAGGUCUACGAACUCUCUGUAUUGCCGAACGUAUUCUUAGUGAAGAGGAAUACCAUGCUUGGAACGAAACGUAUGAUUUAGCUGCUGCUGCUCUUGUUGACCGCGAUGAUAAACUGGAAGAAGUCUCCAGUGCAAUCGAACAAGAGCUGAUGCUCUUGGGUGGUACUGCUAUUGAAGAUAGAUUGCAAGACGGCGUGCCGGAUACUAUCUCGUUGCUAGCCCGUGCCGGUAUCAAGCUAUGGGUCCUAACUGGCGACAAAGUCGAAACUGCUAUCAACAUUGGAUUUUCGUGCAAUCUCUUGAACAAUGAGAUGGAACUGAUCGUGUUCAACGUUCCUGCCGACAAACCCGAUGUUGCAGCCUCUGAAUUACAGAAGUACUUGGAUCGGUUCGGUAUUACAGGCUCGGACGAAGAGUUGAUCGCUGCCCGCAAAGACCACACACCACCUGCUGCCACCCAUGCAUUGAUUAUUGAUGGAGACACACUGAGACUUAUGCUUGACGACGAAUUGAAGCAGAAGUUUUUGCUUUUGUGCAAGCGAUGCAAGUCUGUUCUUUGUUGCCGUGUGAGCCCUGCACAGAAGGCCGCCGUUGUCCGAAUGGUGAAGACUGGAUUAAACAUCAUGGCCUUAUCUAUAGGCGAUGGUGCCAACGAUGUGGCUAUGAUUCAAGAAGCAGAUGUCGGUGUCGGUAUUGCCGGUGAGGAAGGAAGACAGGCAGUCAUGUCAUCUGAUUAUGCUAUCGGCCAAUUUCGGUUUUUGCAACGUCUCAUGCUUGUACAUGGCCGAUGGGCUUAUCGACGCCUUGGAGAGGCUACUGCCAAUUUCUUCUAUAAAACAAUUGUGUGGACUGUCGCUCUGUUUUGGUAUUCCCUCUUCAACAGUUUCGAUGGAUCCUAUCUUUAUGAUUACACCUAUGUCGUCUUGAUCAACUUGGCUUUUACCUCACUUCCUGUUAUCUUCAUGGGAAUUUUCGACCAGGAUGUUGAUGAUAAAGUGUCUCUAGCCGUCCCUCAGUUAUACAUGCGCGGCAUUGAGCGCAAGGAAUGGGGACACCUGAAGUUCUGGCUUUACAUGAUCGACGGCCUGUAUCAGUCCGUGAUGGCUUUCUUUAUGCCUUAUCUGUUAUACAACGUUGCUACCUUUCAUCGCGGGGACGGACUGAAUCUGGAUGCCCGUCAACAGUUUGGAAUCCUGGUUGCUUCCGCGGCAAUAAUUUCAAGCAACGUUUACGUUUUGCUGAAUUCUUAUAGGUGGGAUUGGUUAACUGUCGUGAUCAACCUAUUUAGCAAUCUCCUCCUUUAUUUCUGGACCGGUGUUUACUCCUCUACAACUGCUUCUGCUCAGUUUUACAACUUUGGGGCAGAAGUAUUCGGGUCUUUGGCUUAUUGGACAGUGCUUCUGGUCACUGUCGUGAUUUGUCUUCUCCCCCGAUUUGCCAUCAAAGCGUUUCAAAAGGUUUUCUUUCCCACAGAUGUGGAUAUUAUCCGUGAGCAGGCGACACAAAAUAAGUUCGCUCAUUUGGAGGAAUCUGAGGCGUCUGACCCUUCCCAAACGGUCAUCGAAGGCGAAGGUUCCGCAGGCAGUGAUGCUUCUUCAGUGGUUAAACCCAUCGAGCCCCAGGUGAGGCAUACACCCAAUGUCUUUGAGGAUGAGCGGCACUUUUACCCGCCCUCUAUCGCACCGACAACCACCACUCACAAUCCACGUAGUCAAAACGGUAGCGGCGGCACAACCUUUACAGCGGAUAGCUUUGAUUUCAGCGGAAAUCAAGGAAAUGAAGGACAUCUCAGCUCGUGGGACCCUGCACGGGAACCAGGGCUCACCAUACACCAUAAUAACCGGGAAAGAUCCUCGGUGACCAGCAAUGACUUUCCCAACGGCAAUCCAUUGCUGCGAAUCGAAUCCUCCAGUGGGAAACCCCAAACUCCUCACAGUCCGUUGAGGAACCCGCAUGAUGUACAUGCUGUAUAG